GUUUAAGCUAUAGAUAUAUAAUUUCUUUCACUAUAUCCUACCUGCAGACACUGCAUGUGUGAUUCGGCGUGUUCAGGAUAAUCUUAAUCCCUUAAAUCAAACGUACUCGCAGAAGUAAACAAAGCCGUUUAUAUGAGUGAUAAUAGUCUUGGGCGAAUGGCAAUCAAACUGCGUUUUAAUUUAUCACUUUGUCAUGCAAAUUGCUCUAACUCUAGAAUCUUGAUAACACGUUUGCUUAAAAUAACUAAAUAAAUUAAGUUGUAAGCGUCACAUUUAAUCGCCGCGACAAUAGCUAUCUUAACAACUGUCAAUUUAAUUUUUGAAAAAAUUUGUGCCGUGGCCUUGAACCUUAGUAGUUAAAUAUAUGACACUAUAUGCAAAUAGCUUCGGUCUUUACCUCGCUUGGGAGCUUCAGGAAGUCAGAGUCUUUAUUAAAUUUAUAUUAUCGAUUAAAUCAUCAAUUCAACUUUAUAGAUACGAUCUUGGUAUCCUUAUUAUAUUCCCUUAUAGCAAACGUUAUACGGUAUUAUUUAAGUAUAUACAUCACUUUGACGUCGCACCUGCGCAUUCAACAUCGAAUUAUGCUUCGACAUUGAAAUUCGCGGCUUUUAAAAAUCAAUAUAUUAUUUACACUUUCAAAGGGCUCUAUAUUAGUAACAAUGAAAUAAAUCGCUGUAAACUCUGCUUGUGAAAGUACUACAAACUGUAGUCUUUGCGACCUACUAGAGAUGAUCAUCAUCAGUUCAACGCUAGCUCAAUUUUCUUCCUCCUAGACAUAGUUUUUCCCAAAACACGCGCCUACAGGUGGUACGAUUAUAAGAUCAUAAGACGCGACAGUUAAUAUGAAUAAUUUACACGAGUCUUCCUUUGAGUUUUUGUUUAGCGGCCUGCAAAUCUGUUAUAUGUUUUGGCCUAUCAAAAUAUCGCUACAAGCAAAGCUUUCGAGUACAGAAAUCAGUGGACGUUAUCAAGUUUAUUACGAAAGAAUUGUGUGGGCCUUCACCUUAGUUUAUGAAGAAGUGAAAUGAGUGUAUGAGCGCGGUUUCUGUUGAUUUGUAUACAAACUGUUAGGAUAUUAUGUUUGCAAAUUCUACGAGUUGUGCUGUGUUGACUUCGUGUUAUUCGUGUGAAAAUUUUGAUCAUAUUUCAUUUGCUAUGCUUGGGUUAGUUCGGCAAUGUUAGAACGAAUUUAUGGUGAAAAUUUAUCGUCUUUUAUCGUGUUGUUGGAAUGGAAAAACGUGCGAAAAAAAGCUUGAGAUCUUUGGAUAAUUUUUUGGUGAAUGCCAAAACAAGUGAGGAAACUGACAGCGGGAAGGCGAACCAGGCCAUUAGUUCUGGGGAAAAUGCUAAAGAAAAUGGAAAACAGACAAAUCAGAAGCAGACACGAGAUGAUCUGACUGUUCAAAACAAACACAGUCGGUCAGGGAAAGAGAUGCUUUCUACUGAUAAAUCAAGGACGAUUAGAGGAAGGACUAAACCACCCCCGUUUCGAGCAGGGCGAUAUAUCCCCUCAGAUGGAUAUUUAUACAGCUCAUCGAGCAUUACUGAUGAUACCUGUGAUGGAAAGAGUAGGAAUUUCGAUCCGAAGGCGGAAAAGCAUAAAGCUAAAAAAGAGUCCAAAGACACUCGAAUUCAAUCAGCCAGUUUUCAUGGUCUUGAAAGUAAACGAACUCGUCCGAAGUUGAGGAACCGAUGUCGCAGCACUGACUGCAGUAAAGCAACUGAAUCAAUCAGAAUUGGCUCCGAGGUGUAUAACAAAACUAUUGAUAGGACGGGCAUUGACAACGGGAAGAAAUCACGAAUGAAGUGCCGCAGCGCUGACCUUAGUAAAUUCUCUCAUAAAGAUGGCUGUGAUUUGAGUUAUAUUCAAACUGCAAUUCCAAGACAUAAAGAUAUGGAUAUAUCGGAUAUUCUGGAACGCCAUUGCUCAAAUGGAGGUAAUUUAGCAAAAACAGACCCAUGCGAUUACUUUAUUCUCAAUAAUAAACUUGCGUUAAACCAAACAAUAACAAGGGAUAAUAAAGAGGACUUAUCAAUUUCCGGUAGUAAUUAUUCUUCCAGGUCCAGUUCUGAGGGCUCGGUUACUCUGGAACACAGUAUUCCUAUAAAAAGUAGAGCUUUAGAUUACGAAACGCUGGAUUCUGGUGGUAGCGUGUCUGCUAAUACAGACACGGAAAUUUUACAAGCUAGAAGGAAGAAAGUUAUAGACAGUAAAAAAGAAAAUACGGCAAGGUGUGCAAGUAAUUCCACAAUCAGGAAGAAACCCGAUUUCAAAAUUGAGAUUCCAUCAGGAAGAGAUAAAUUGGAUAGAUUGUCGUUACCUCAGAGAACUGUAAAAGAAAAAGAGGAGUUGUGUGCUGUUUCUGAAAUAAGUCAUUUGGAGAGAGAUGGAGAAGUGGACAAAGUUAAUCCAAGUGUGGAUAGUCCUCCUGUGGAAGGAAACGAUGCAGUAGAAAGCUCGCCAAAGAGAAAUGUAAAAUGUAUUAAGGAAUCUGGGCCUGAUUCACUUCGGAGAACAAAACAAGGGGGGGAAAUUGAUGGAACGAAUUCUUGUUUUAAAAAAUCCAUCGUCAAUAAUACCUCGAAAAGCUCGGGACAAGAUAAAUCUAAUUCUGAAACUGCUCAGCGAAAUGUUGAAAAGACUGCGACUGUUAGUCAGUUGAGUAACAGAAUUAAUGAAGGUUUUCAAAACAUGUCCAGCAAACACCCUACUGGUAGUAAAAAACCACCUUCUUUACAAACAGUGGUGGAAAACAACAUAGUGUGCAAUGAAACAUGUCAGGAAAAGGUGGGCUCUGGACCUGCAAGAGUAUUCGACUCUACCCAAAUUCCGGACACUGUAGUGAAACCAUAUAAAGAUGAGAAAACUCGGGGCUGUGUAACUCAAGGCGAAGGGACUUCGAAUGGGGAUAAAGAAGAGAGUAACGGUAGGAAAAGUGAAGUGAAAGAGAUACAAUGUAGGGACAUUGAUAGGGAUGCAAACACGAAAAGUACAGACAAUGAUGCAACUCCUAUUACUCCUGCACUUGAUGUCGUAUCUAAAACCUGUGUUACUCCAAGCAAUGGUAAGGAUGAAAAGCGUGGAAAUGUGAAGUUACAAAGAAACAACAAAACUAAAAUGAUAAAGAGAUCAAACUACGGAAACAAGAAUGAAGAAAAAAAGCAACGGUUAUAUAACGUAGAUACAACAAACACCACCGGUCGAUACAACAUCGGAAAGAAUUCCAUGGAGAAGGACCAACGCACUAGCACGAAUACAAACGCAGAUGGGAAAAACGUUUCCCCAGCUCGACGACUGAGUGGAGGUAUUACGAAAUAUCAACACGAGAAGAAACCUUUAGAUUUUAAGAUGAAUGGACAAGAGAAAUCAAGCAGAAAGCUAGCUUUCGACAGACGAGAGAGCUAUUCCAAGCAACUACGGGAAAAGAACAUGAGAAAUGCUGAAUUGAAAAAGAAAGUUGGUAUUGUCAACAAGAGGAACGGUAUGAGACUGCAUGAAGACUCCGCUAUUGUGGCAAAAAUAAAACAUGUGAAAUCAAGGCGGUUACUCAAGAGGAAUGUUGCGUACGUGAAGCGUGAACAAAAAGUUCAUUUCUCCAAAGAACAUGAUCAUGAGUUGUGGGUGUUAUUUACAGUCACUUUGGGUUCUUCGAUUGUUGAUGGUAUGCCUCAGGUAGAUUUGGACAUGCCUGAUGGUAGAACUUCACCUGACUAUUGCAAGUCUAGGAGAACUUUACUUAGUUGUGUGUUACCUGAAGCACAGAGGGAAAAUACCAUCCCCAAAGUAAAGAGUGUUUUAGUCAGAAGUUCAAGGUCCAAUCUUAAGAGGCUUAAAUUCCUACCUGUGAAGAAUUUGCGCUGGUCGCUUUUCGAUGGCAUGGUCACAUUCGUCAACCCGAUGGUCAGUAGAAAGCCAAAAUUACAGCGACAGAGAAAGAUCUUUAAAAUCAAUAGAGGUAAAAACUUCCUGCGGGCAGGACAGAUGAACACAAAUGUCGCGACUUGGGCGAGAUUAUUAAAGAGAGCAACGCCACAGAACUGCCAGACCAACACAACGACCCUUAGUCCAGGCACAACAGGAACAUAUUCUGUCAUAUCCAAUGCACAUCCAACAGGGAUGACAUCACCGCCUUAUCCAAAAUCUACAGACGAUAUAUUGAACGAACGCCGUAAGUCGCCUUCACCCACGGAUGAGUUCAAGGAAAGAUCAAAAACUAUGCCUCAUAAAAAACAUCCUAUCCAAGCUCCCAAGAUGAAAACAGCUGAACAGGACGCUCUCUCAGCGUUUGGUUUCCUGGAUAACCAGUAUCGGGGUACCCCAGAAUCGCCAUCAUUAGUACCACGAAGGCCUGAAAGUAAUAUUGGCAACGAUAAGCCUGUCUCUUCAGAAAUAAUCACUAAUGUCAAUCCUCGAGUAUUUCCUUCUGUCCCUGAAGAACGAAGCGCCAAUACAAAUAAUGAAGAAGUUUACAAAAGGUCGUUUUCAUCGCCAGCUUCUAAUAAGAUAAUCAGACCUGUGAGAACAACAUCUCCAGUAUCAUCCACCAUGAACAUGAAGAAUUUCAGAACUAUCAGCGUGCUUGGACGGGGACAUUUUGGAAAGGUCAUCUUGGCAGAGUAUAAAAACACUCGGGAAUUAUUCGCCAUAAAAGCUUUGAAAAAGUCUGAUAUUAUCUCAAGAGAUGAAGUUGAGAGUUUACAAUCUGAGAAAAGAAUAUUUCUGGCCGCAAACAAAACGAGACAUCCCUUCCUGGUCAACCUGUUUGCUUGUUUUCAAACUAAGGGCCAUGUUUGUUUUGUAAUGGAGUAUGCUUCUGGCGGUGAUCUCAUGAUGCAUAUACAUAAUGAAGUAUUCUCUGAGCCCCGAGCAGUGUUUUACACAUCUUGUGUUGUUCUUGGAUUGCAGUAUUUGCAUGAUCAUGAAAUUGUCUACAGAGAUCUGAAAUUGGAUAAUUUAUUGCUGGAUGCAGAGGGUUAUGUAAAGAUAGCAGACUUUGGGCUGUGUAAGGAAGGAAUGGGUUAUGGAGAGAGGACAGGCACUUUCUGUGGUACACCUGAGUUCUUAGCACCGGAGGUUCUGACUGAAACAUCCUACACCCGGUCUGUGGAUUGGUGGGGAUUGGGAGUCCUGAUAUUUGAAAUGCUGGUGGGGGAGUCACCAUUCCCCGGAGACGACGAGGAAGAGGUAUUUGAUUCCAUUGUGAAUGACGAAGUUCGUUAUCCGAAGUUUUUAUCAACAGAAGCUGUAACAAUAAUGAGGCGGUUGUUACGACGAAAUCCCGAUAGGAGACUGGGUGCGGGUGAGAAUGACGCCGAAGACGUGAAGAAACAUCCGUUCUUUAGGGAUGUGAGGUGGAAAGAUUUGUUAUCUCGCAAAGUAAAACCGCCAUUUGUACCAACUUUAAAACAUGCAGAAGAUGUCAGUAAUUUUGACGAAGAGUUCACGUCUGAAGAUCCAGUUCUAACUCCACCUAAAGAACCCAGACCUCUAAAUGUUGAGGACCAGGCAAUGUUUGUAGACUUCGACUACAUUGCAGAUUGGUGUUGACACCUUCAUAUACUAGAAGACUCGUAUGGAACCUCGUACGAGACCAAUGAGACACAAUGGACAAAUUAUCUGCCGCUCCUACGUUGACAUAUAGCACAUCAUCGUCUGACCUGUAAAAAAUUGAUUUGUACAGAUGGUUUUCACUAAUUAUUAUUGUGCAACAGAUGAUGGCCACUAAAAACUAUACGAAUGUAAAUUUUUUUCAUUAUUGGGUUUCUACUCGGUGAAGUUUCAUUGCCUUUAAUGCAAGUCGUCCAUGGCCCCCACCUGCUGCCCAGUAAUGUUUACUGAGACUAUCAAUAAUCUAGCGAAUUAUUAGAAAUGAACAUCUAGAGAGAGAGAGAGGCAUAUACCUCUAAAUUAAACGCGCUUAGGCGUUCAAUAAUUGCGUGGUUUCGUCUGGCUGUUAGCCGUCGGAACCAUGUCUUUGAUAUGUAGCAAAUUAGAUCAAUACGUUGCUUUGCUUUGCCUUAUGCAAAUCAGUCGUUGAUCUGUACAAAUGCUAAUACAUCUACAUCUUCCAGCCUGACAUAGACACACAUUAGAUACGAUCAGAGAUUGAACCAAGCAAGUUUCGAAAUCCUGAGCGAUAUUUCGCAAAGCAAGCGCCUGCAAACGAGGCUGGGUAUACAAAAUUUCGCUAAUUACGUCAAAGAUUAACUCAUUAUGAGAGCAAAUGCCUAUUUGGCAGUUCCAAGUCAAAAAUGUAUUCGUAGACAAGUUUAUGGUUUCAUUUGAAACCUGUUUGUUAACUUGCUUGUAAUCGAGAUACUUGGAAAUUAAA
This is a messenger RNA of Dendronephthya gigantea, 6332 nucleotides long. Its product is annotated as serine/threonine-protein kinase N2-like. Bases 1229 to 5548 code for a protein of 1439 amino acids. Gene Ontology annotation, molecular function: small GTPase binding; protein serine/threonine kinase activity; ATP binding. Gene Ontology annotation, biological process: signal transduction; protein phosphorylation. NCBI's taxonomy places the organism in Eukaryota, Metazoa, Cnidaria, Anthozoa, Malacalcyonacea, Nephtheidae. The transcript has 19 exons. The record is from RefSeq and is a predicted model, not a curated record.